Messenger RNA from Monosiga brevicollis MX1, 1206 nucleotides. RefSeq lists its product as uncharacterized. NCBI's taxonomy places the organism in Eukaryota, Choanoflagellata, Craspedida, Salpingoecidae. The transcript is spliced from 4 exons. The record is from RefSeq and is a predicted model, not a curated record. Bases 1 to 1206 code for a protein of 401 amino acids.
AUGAGCAAGAGCUACGUCGUGAUCAAGUUGGCAGGCGGCGGCUCGACUGAUAGCCCGGUGUAUAAGGGCCCGGGCCUCGUCGCUGAGCUGUGGGCCCAGCAGAUCCAUGGUCUCACUGAGCCAGGACAGGGCCUCUGUCGAGCGACCCAAAUGCAUCAAAUCCAUGGCAAUGUCCAGGCGCUGGGCCAGCUGUCCAUAAGCAGAGUCCUGCUGUGUGAUCAGCAGAUCAACAAACACAGUAACAUGCGCGAGGGCGUGCACCAACAACAGCAGGAGAAUCGGUGGUGCUGUGCAAGCUCCAGCUUGAUGCCACCCCACCCCACGCGGACAAUCCGUCGUCGGCUUGAGCUGAGCGUGCACCAAACAGACCGCUUCCCCCAGGCCACCGACAUGGCACUGCCACCAGUUUUCCCCACUCGUGGUGCUCAGAUCAGUGACCAUCAGAGACGAGGGCCACUGCGCCUGAUCCACAACAACACUGAGGCGGGCACUCCACCAGGCAAAGGCAGUCACGGCACACCCAAAGCCCGGGUUGCCAUGACGCCGCGCUCAACAGUGCGCCGCAGAUAUCGUCGCAACCGCAUGUUCUUUGAAGCGCACGCACAACACGCCACACCUCGUCCUUCAGCUCCGACUCAUCGUUCGCACGCACUGGCUGAGGCGAGCGCCUCUGAUUCCGAAUAUUCCAGCGCGGCGUCCCAGACUCCACAAGCCUCGACCACCGGUGGCCCCAGAAUCGCGAACGCAGGUCAGAGAACAGCCAUGCUCUUACAAACACCAGUCUCAGCGGUCGGCACUGGCGUGCCGUCGAGUACGCUGUCUGCCUGCUCGGACGCCAGCUCCAUCGCAAGCCUCGACACAUCCAGCCAUAGCCGCGCCCUGGCCAGCCCAGCACUGUCGAUGGGCAGCCACGGACCAUCUUGGCCUAGUAUCACAACCGAGGACGUUGACGUCUGGGAGGACGUGGAUGAGCUACUGGAGCAGCCUCAUCUUGACAAGGACGGCAAACGCACGGCGGUCGAGAGCGGUGUAUCAAGCGCCGCCUCGAGCGCGCCAUCCAGUGCCAUCUCGCAUCAUCGCAAGGGUCGCCGUGUAUUGCGAGCCAAAAGCUGGCCGCUGCUGAAACACCCCGACGACGAACGCCUCGGCCUUCACCUGGAGCACGGCGCGAAGCGGCUUGGGCGGCAGCACGCCAUCGGCUCAUGA